This is a messenger RNA of Colletotrichum higginsianum IMI 349063, 522 nucleotides long. Its product is annotated as 40S ribosomal protein S12. Gene Ontology annotation, cellular component: ribosome; cytosolic small ribosomal subunit. Gene Ontology annotation, molecular function: structural constituent of ribosome. The record is from RefSeq and is a predicted model, not a curated record. Bases 1 to 522 code for a protein of 173 amino acids. NCBI's taxonomy places the organism in Eukaryota, Fungi, Ascomycota, Sordariomycetes, Glomerellales, Glomerellaceae. Gene Ontology annotation, biological process: translation. The transcript has 3 exons.
AUGCACAACUUUGUCACAGCUGGGCCCGAUUCCUUGGUCGCCGCCGCCCGCGUCAAUUCCCUUGGAAUUGGCGGCGGCUCGGACGUAGAAGAGAACAAUGCCCCCGAGGUGGCCGAGGAGGUCGAGGUUUCCGCCGAUGCCGGCUCCAAGGGCCAGAUGUCCGUUCUUGAUGCCCUCAAGGGUGUUCUGAAGCUCGCCCUCAUGCACGACGGUCUUGCCCGCGGUCUGCGCGAAGCCUCCAAGGCUCUCGACCGCCGCCAGGCCCACAUGUGUGUCCUCAACGAGGCUUGCGAAGAGGAGGCCUACAAGAAGCUCGUCAUCGCUCUCUGCUCCGAGCACAAGAUCCCCCUGAUCAAGGUGCCCGACGGCAAGCAGCUCGGCGAGUGGGCCGGUCUCUGCGUCCUCGACCGUGAGGGUAACGCCCGCAAGGUCGUCAACUGCUCUUGCGUCGUCGUCAAGGACUGGGGUGAAGAGUCCCAGGAGCGUUCCAUCCUCCUCAACUACUUCCAGACCGAGCAGUAA